Pyrgilauda ruficollis (rufous-necked snowfinch) is the source of this 2965-nucleotide messenger RNA. It is a transcript of the gene FAM110A, whose product is annotated as family with sequence similarity 110 member A. The transcript is spliced from 2 exons. The coding region runs from base 697 to 2208 and encodes 503 amino acids. Lineage: Eukaryota; Metazoa; Chordata; Aves; Passeriformes; Passeridae. The record is from RefSeq and is a predicted model, not a curated record.
GUCCCGUGCUGGUUCAGUGCCAGCAGAGUGGGACGGGGUGAGCCGGUGAAGGGGUCACAACCGUGUACCUCUGGAGCAGCUCCUCCAGGCUGGAGGUGACCCGGUGGGCCAUGUGAACCUGGCUGGACUGCCCACCCCAGGAGGAAGAGGAGCUGGGACCACACUGGACAAUGCCCAGAGAUCAGAUCCCUGAACUCCAGCUGGGUUCGGGGCAUGGGAUUAUGCUGCCGAGUUUUUGGGGCUGUUCGGAGGGUGGCUCCGCUCGGCUCCGCUUGGCUCGGCGCAGCCCAGCUCGGUGUGGCCGUGCCAGCGCAGUGGCUCAGCUCUGCAGGAAUGUGGAGCAGCAGGUUGUGCCCGGCCGGGCUGUCCGUGCUGGGGAGGGGUCCCCACACCGGCCACUGGUGGCUGUGCUGGGGCUGCCGUGUCCUUGUCCCUGCACCUCGCAGCUAUCUCUUCUGUGGCUUGGCUGUCUGGUACGAGGCUGAACUCCAGUGCCUGACAUGGGGACAUUUUCCAUCUUUGCCUUGCCUGGGGGACACUUUUGCACCCCCGUGCUGAACCGGGAGCCCUCCCUGUGCUGGGCACAGGUACAAGGGCAGUGAAGCUGGCCAUUGGCACAGGGGCUGGGCAGCACUGGACCCGAGGGGUUGGGCAGAGGGUGCAGAAAGCUGCCCCGGGGAGGAGGCAGGAGGAUCUAUGCCGGUGCUGGGACCGUUCCCAGCUGUCAGCACGCCUGGCCGCCCCCCUGCAGACAUUUUUCAGGUCAGGAGACAGCAUGCCCCCCCAGGCAGGGGACGGGAACGGGGUAGAGGGGCAGCCAGCCUCCCCCAUGGCCACUCGUCUGUCACAGCGUGUCGCGGGGAUGCACCGUGUGCUGUGCAGGGAUCCUGCUGGGGUCCAGAUUCUGGGGAAUCUGGCACCCGUGGGCUGCUAGGGGGUGCGGACAUGGCUCAGCCACGGUUCGGCGGGGCUGUGGGUGCCAGGGCUGGCUCCUGCCGCUGGGACAGGCGCUGGGCUGCUCCCAGGAAGUUUGUGCACGCAGGUGAGCGGGUGACGGUGGCAGCUGCCGGCUCGGGGCUGCCACGGGAGCAAGUGAGGCCACAGCACACCGGCUCCGCCCUGCCCACCACUGCACCUGCCGACGGCGCCCGAGCCCCUCGCUGCCCGUGGCGGCCGCUCACCCGUGUCCCGGUGCCGGCACGGAGGAUGCCCGUCGAGGCGCUGCAAGCCGGUGACACCAUGAAGGGGGUGACGGUGACGGCGCCUUUCACCUCGGCCAUGCCCGUCCGUAUCCUCCGCAAAGGGCCCGCGUAUUUCCGCCGGCACGCCGAGCCGGGGGCCGGCAAGCCCAGCGCAGUGGAGAGGCUGGAGGCCGACAAGGCCAAGUACGUGAAGAGCCAGAAGGUCGCCAGCACCAAGCAGGAGCCGGUGAAGCCACUGCUGCUCAAGCAGCCCCUCUUCACCCCCGGGGUGCGCCGGGCUGUGCUCACCCCCAGCCGCAGGGCACCCCCGGGGCCACGCCGCGCCGACGCUGCCAGCCCGAAGACCUCCCUUGACCUGGAGAUCCUCAACAACCUCAUCAACCUCUGUGACAGCCCCUUCCCCAAGGCGGAGAGCCCGCUGGGCAGGGAGUGCAGGUGGCGGGCGGAAGCGCCAGCGGUGGAGGGGGCUGUGAAGCCACCGGAGAGCCCGGCCGCCACCAAGCCCCCCGGCAGCGUGGCCGUGCGGAGGGUGGACGUCCGUCCCUGUGCAGCUCCGCGGAGCCCAGUGACACCGCUGCCUGCAUCCCCCAUGCCAGGUGGGCUGCCUGUGACCCCGUCCCGGAGCUCACCCGCCCGCCCGGAGAGCGCCCGCCGGCAGCCGCUGCUGCACCGCUCCAAGUCGGACCUGAGCGAUCGGCUCUCGCGGGCCACCGCCGACCUGGAGCGCUUCUUCAACUACUGCGGCCUUGACCCCGAGGAGAUGCAGGACAUGGGGGCCGAGCGCUUCGCCCGCGCCAGCUCUGACAUCGUGUCCCUCAAGUUCCACAGCGUGAGCACGGCCAGCUCGGAGGGCGGCCGCUCGCCACCCAGCGCCGCCACCCCCGAGGGGCGGCCGGCGGAGCGAGUGCCCUACGGCAUCUCCAUCAUCGAGCGCAACGCCCGCGUCAUCAAGUGGCUCUACGGGCUGCGCCAGGCCAGGGAGCCCCAGCAGGUCUCCGACGUGUAGCAGUGCCGUGCUGGGCACCUGGGAUGGGUCGCUCAUAAGUGGGCAAUGCUGGAUGGGGACAAAGCACUGGCUGUGCCCUGGGAGGAGCAGGGAGCUCUUGGUGGUGACAGGACCCUUGAACUCAGCCCUGCUGUGCCAUAGCAUCACUGGCCUGAUGUGCCAGGGAUCCAUGGUCAGACCCCUGUGCCAGCACUGGAGAACCAGGGCCCUGCGAGCUCAUGGGAAGGCAGAGGACACGUGUCCCUGGGUGUGGGGCUGGUCCUCAACACCCACAGGGCCUCAUGUGUGGCUGCCCUGCCUGUACUGCUGGCAGCUCCUGCCUGUCCUGCUCCUCACCAGCACCCUGGGUGGGGUGCAAGGGGCUGGGUCCCCCUGCAUGGAGCAGGGACACUGCACUGGUGAAACAGCUGUCCCCUUGCAGCCUCCACGGAAGGGGUCCCACUGCCUGGGGUGGUGGCCACAUCCUGGUGGUCCCAUCUUAUUGCUGAAGAAAAGCCUGGUGCUUUGAGGGGUGAGGGAGAAACCUGACCCCCUGCUUCAAGCUGCCCAGGGCUGUGUGGCUGUGUGUCUGUGUGAGUGUCUGUGGGUGCCUGUGUUCCCCUUCCUGACUGCCAGUGGGCAAGAAGUCCCCACCAUGCUGGGCCUGGUAUUUAUGAAGACAACAGUUCCUCUUUUCUACUCUUUUCCUUAUGUUUGAUCUGUAAAUAAUAACAGUAAUUUUAAUGCAGCCAGUUUUAUUAAAUGCCUGUGUUUUGGA